Messenger RNA from Cherax quadricarinatus, 1430 nucleotides. The record is from RefSeq and is a predicted model, not a curated record. NCBI's taxonomy places the organism in Eukaryota, Metazoa, Arthropoda, Malacostraca, Decapoda, Parastacidae.
UAGUAGCGUAUAAAUUUUCCAGAAGCCUUUUAUAUUUAUAAAUAUAAAUGGAUAAAAUAAUUUUGGGAAGUCGAAGACAGUGUUCGUAAGCAAGGUUAUUUUGUUAUACCUGUGAAACUGUGUUUUGGAGACUUUAUUUGAAGUCUUCAAAAGAUUUGAAGCUGACCGCGAGCUGGAAAUCUAUAAGCUUAUGUUUUGUCGAUAUUAAAAGUACCCUUGCAAUAAAGUGUAGACAUUUGAUGUAAAUAUAGACGGUGAAGAACAGACUUAAGGGAAUGCAGAGAAACAGUGCGCAUACAAGAACAUAGUUCACGUAGAAAAGACGAGUAAACAUAGAUCAAACUAAAGAUAGUGCCAGAGAAGCAUAUUUCGUGUUGAACAAGUGUUUAUAAAUUUUAAAAGUGAGUAGAGAAGUGUUAAGUGGUGCACAAGUGUAGCAUGUCUUUAAGAUGGCCGCCCGCAAGAAGAGAGCUUCAUCACUUCUCAAGGAUGUAGAGCAACAGCCGAAGUCAGAUUACACUUACAGCGAGUCGCUCACCUACCGUAAACGGGUGACCCCAGACCGGAAGAUUGGGUCCCCGAACAUGUCCCGUCGGGGUCUGAAGAGUGGGAACCAAAGUUACAACAAGUCAGCAGACUUCUCAACACACAGCAUGUCUCUUGAUAGUGACAGUAGUCACUUAAGCCUCAGAACGAGGAAUGUACUACGGCAGAUGGAUGCUCUGUCAGAUACCAGUGAUGAAGAAGUUCAGGAAGAAGUAACACAUCCCAGACAACUAAGGUCAAGCAGAAGUAGAAGUAUUGAUAUGGCUAAGGUCAAUGGUUCACUAAUUACUAGAACUGUCACUUCUUCAUAUACAACUACAAGAACCCUCCACCGUGGCUUGGAUACAGAAAGUGAUGUUGAUGAUGGCACAGAAUCCACAGUACCCUUGCGUGCCACACCACUAACAGCCAGAAGUGGUACUCCUCUUAGCCGUGCUGGCACUCCCAUCCAUAGACCUCAUUCAAAAUCAACGUUGUUAAGAGAUGCUUCUAAAGGAGGUUACACGUUAGCUAAAGGAGCCAUUGCAGAAGAUCUGGAAGAGGAGGAGAGACCUGAAAAUGUAUUAUCAGUUUGGACCAAAAAGACCUGGCAGAGCUUAACUAGAGUCACUACAAUAAUUGUCACAUCUGUUUUUAUGAUGGCUGCCACAGCAGUAGCUGGAGCUACUGCUAAUAAAGUGUGUGAUUUAUCAACUUCAGAAAAAUCCUCAAAAUAUUCUUUUCUAUCAACAAUGAACACCUCUAGGCGGAAGAUUAUGACAGUAUUGACGGAAUACUUUGAAUCAACUAGGAAUUAUUUGAGAAAGAAUCCAGUUCUGCUGUGGAUUCCUCUCUUUCUAUUGUUCCUACUGUUGGCAAUAGUUGGUAAGUGUUCCAUGAAUUAA